Styela clava is the source of this 2975-nucleotide messenger RNA. RefSeq names its product solute carrier family 2, facilitated glucose transporter member 3-like. The record is from RefSeq and is a predicted model, not a curated record. Lineage: Eukaryota; Metazoa; Chordata; Ascidiacea; Stolidobranchia; Styelidae. Gene Ontology annotation, biological process: monosaccharide transmembrane transport. Gene Ontology annotation, molecular function: hexose transmembrane transporter activity. Gene Ontology annotation, cellular component: membrane.
UAUUAAUAAUUUUUACAUUUGCAGAUUUGAUUAGGCAAUUGUAGGUCUAUGAGUGUGGGAGACUUUUUGUGGUGUUGUGGACUGGUGAAAGUCUCUUGAGGAUACUGACAGCAUGGGAGAAGAAUCAAGACCCAUCCUUCCAGGGAGGAAUAAAUCGGGAUGGACAUCCCAACUUGUGCUAGCAGCUACUGCAGCGGUGAUUGGAUCAAGUUUUCAAUUUGGUUACAAUACAGGAGUCAUCAAUGCUCCUGGCGAUAUUAUUCAACAAUUCAUCAAUGAAACUUAUUAUUACAGGCAUGGCUCCUAUGUGGAAGCUGUUCAACUGAAAUUUCUCUGGGGAUUGACAGUUUCAAUCUUUGCAAUUGGUGGUAUGCUCGGUUCCGCAGUAUCUGGUACCUUAGCUGGUAGAUUUGGCCGAAAAAGAGCUAUGCUUGGUAACAAUAUUUUGAUCGUAAUCGCCAUCACUCUUAUGGGAUGUUGCAGAUUGAUAGGUAGCUAUGAGAUGCUUAUCGUUGGAAGACUAGUUGUGGGUGUUGCAUGUGGUAUCGACACUGCUCUUGCGCCACUCUACCUGACGGAAAUUUCACCUAUUCAACUUCGUGGUGUCCUUGGAAUCUCCAACCAACUUGGCAUUGUCAUUGCAAUUAUGAUUUCCCAAAUUCUUGGCCUUGAAGAAGUUCUUGGCACUGUAGAAUAUUGGCCUUACCUUAUCGUACUUUGUGGAGCGUUUACUGUGUAUCAAUUUCUCACGUUACCUUUCUGCCCUGAGACACCGACAUAUCUACUCAGUCAAGGAUUGGAGGACGAAGCCAGAGAAGCGUUGCAAUUUUUGAGGGGCUCUUUGGAUGUUGAAGAUGAAAUCGCGAUUCUUGUAUCAGAGCAAAACAAAGUUCAAAGUUCAGCUCGUGUUGGAAUGAUUGGGAUAUUUAGAAAUCCUGAUUUAAGAAAGCCAAUGUUUAUUGCAAUUGUUUUACAACUAGCACAGCAGCUUUCAGGAAUCAAUGCAGUGCUGUAUUAUUCUACAAGUUUAUUUGAAUCAGCUAAUAUUUCUCCUGAUGAAUCUGAUUUCUACACCGUUGGAAUGGGGGCAGCAAAUAUCGUUAUGACAGCUUUGUCUCUCUUACUCAUUGAAAGGCUAGGUCGUCGUACGCUGCUUCUUGCUGGAUUAGGUGGAAUGUGCAUUUGUGCGGCUAUAUUAGUUGUCUCACUCACUGUGGGUGAUGGUACAUCAUGGGGAGGUAUAUUAGCUAUUGUUGCUGUGUUAUCAUUUGUGAUAACGUUUCAAUCUGGUCCAGGAUCCAUUCCAUGGUUCAUCACAGCUGAGUUUUUCACUCAAGCGGCUCGUACCGCAGCUAUGAGCAUAGCUGGUGUUUUUAAUUGGGGAGGAAAUUUUGCGGUCGGGCUUGCUUACCCCCCACUUCAGAAAACCAUUGACGGAUACACAUUCAUCAUAUUUGCUACUUUGAUCGCAAUUUUCUGGCUUUUUACUUAUUUUCGUGUGCCUGAAACAAAAGGAAGAAAUAUUGAAGAGAUUUCAAAUUCUUUCAAAUCGCAAUAAUGAAAUAUUGUUCCCAAGUUGUUUCAAAAAAACUAUUAAUUGGUUUGAAAACAUUAUUCCUCUGACGUUUUCUGUAUGAGAAAUUAUGGUACAAUACUGUCAAUACACAGGUUUUUACUCAAGACUGUUUAUUACUCAGUUAAAAACAUAUUAACACUCUUUUUCUUUAUGAAUUCUACUGUUAUUACACCAAAGUGCCUGUGCCAUAUCACUUUUUUUUUCAAACCUUUGGUGCUAUAAGUCUUUGAAAUUGGCCAAAGUAACUAAGCAUAACUGACAAAUUUAGUGUUAACACAGUCAAAAGAUGAAAAUGAUGAUUACUUUUCAAAUUUUUAGUAAUCCAUACUAUUCUACAAUUUAUUUCCCUCCUUUUUCAAGUUCAGUUGCCAAAGUCAAAGAUGAAGCCAUGCAUUUUUUUUUUCAUUGAUCAAGUGAGACUUACCUUAACAUAUUAAUUUAUUGCCAUAUUUUUUGCAGGUGAAAUUUUUUGGUCAUAUGCCAGAUAAGUUCGUUUCGUUAACUUAACACAUAAACUCUAUCUUUGCCAAAUGUGUGCUAACAGUUUGUUUCCACACUGAUUCUCCAAACAAGGCACAACCAAUCAGACAUAGGUUAUUUAUUAAAUGUUGUUCUGACAAUAUUUGGUGCCCAAUUAGAGGGAAUUGUGAACACAAAAUUCUAACCUGUGGUGCCAAUCACGUUGCAAAGCGCCUGCUUUAUCCGUUUUUUGUAUAAAUUGCAAUAUUUCUCAGUAUAUACACUAUUAAUGAUCAAGUUGCACCAGUAUGUUGCAUUUAAUAUUAGAGUAUUAUUGUUGUUUACUGUAAUCAUUUAAUUAACUUCAGCAGUGGUUAAAUUAUGGCAUGUUUCAAAUAGAUUCAGCCCAAAAUUUUUAUAUUUAGCAUGUUUCUUCAGUAGAUUCUUUUGAGUGAUUUGUGCCAAUUAGCAUAACUUUCGUUUUUAAUAGUAAGUUGUAUCAAGUAUGAUUAGUAUUAUUCGAAUCUUGUACAAGCAAGUAUCGUUACACCGCGGAAAUUUUCUGGGAAUAAUAAGUGUAGAAGCUGCCCUAAAAAUUUAAAAAACUGCCCUUUUUGAAUGGACCACGUUGAUGUAAUUCCUAAUAUAAUUUUGACAGAUUUCUAAAUAUUUCCAGUUAUAGUAUUGUGCAAUAGUUUUUGUUCUUUUGUGUCGGAGAUAAAGAUUUCGUUGAUAACGUAUUUCCAAAUAUAAAAUAAACUUGCAUUCCGAUUUGAUGUUACAGCGAAAUUUCAUAUUCGGUAUUUCUUCGAAUAUUUUGCCUUGUUUUUAUCCCCUGCAUCAUGUGUAAUAUAUUAUAUUAUAAGCAAGAGUUGCUUUUAUUCUUCAAUUAUAUUAUUGGUGAAAUGUCAAAUAUAUGAAAGCCAUAUGGUACGAAAUA